GCACUUGACAACAUCCGGUGAAAAUACUGGCAGACUAGCAGACGGGACGAUCUCAUUUCUUGACCUCAAUACUGCCUCAUCUGGAACUACGGUCAAUUAGGUCAUCUUCUAUCGUGCCGGGGACGUGAUAGAAAACAGUGUUUGCAAACUUUGUAUUUGCAAGGCCUCCAACAGACAAUACUGAUAAUUGAAUGUCUGCACUCCAGGAAACUUUUCUGCUCAAAUGGCGACAGCUUUAUGUGCUACUGUCAUCAACUGCCAACAGCUGUCAGCCAAGAACAGCUAACCAGCUGCAGCCAAGACGACAUGUCCACCAGUCAUGCAGCCACAAACAUCGGGCCAUGACUGACCCAGAGAACAAGGGUCAUCACAGUCGGGGAGUCAACUUUGACACUCUCGGGUCAUGGAACAACCGUCUGGAUAUGCCCAUUUGGUAUGAGCAGAGUAUCAUUAAAGGGAUACCAAUACCUCGUAUCCCCCUGGAUGAAAUUGGAAUUGCCAGUGUAAUUGGUCGGAGAAAGGUGAACGAGGAUAGAUUCAUAUUCAAGGAGCUGGCGCCACAGUCUCUGCUUUAUUUUGGUAUGUUUGAUGGACAUGGGGGAUCCUAUGCUGUAGACUAUGUCUGCAACAACCUUGAGAAUCAUAUGCUGUACUGGCUCACCCAGACGUCUGACCUCACUAAAGUCCUCCACCAGUCAUUUGUGGAUAUCAACAAUGUAUUAACUCGCCAUAUUGUUCACUAUCACGCUGGCAAGGAGACUUUCAAUACUGGAACAACAGCUACUGUGUGUUUGUUGAGAAACAGUGUGGAGUUGGUAGUUGGUCAUGUUGGGGACAGUUGUGCUCUACUCUGCCGGAGUGGGAACCCGAUACGCCUGACACAAGACGAUGACCCAGAUAAUGCUGAGGAGAGCAGGCGAAUCCAGGAACAUGGAGGCAAGAUCGUGCACAACAGUCUGGGUAUUGCCCAGGUGAACGGGCGGCUCUCUAUGACCAGGAGUAUUGGAGACGUGGAACUGAAGCAGUAUGGUGUCAUCGCCAAGCCUCAUGUCAGGUCUAUUGAGGUGAAACACGGGAAAGAUGCUUUCCUGGCUCUGGGCACGGAUGGGCUGAGUUUUGUCAUGGGCGACCAGGAAGUGGUGGACAUCGUGGGCAGCUGUCGUGAUACCAAUGAGGCUGCCAGUAUGCUGACUGACCAAGCACUUCAGUUCGGCUCGGAGGACAACACAACAGCAAUGAUUAUACCGUUCGGGGCAUGGGGGAAAUAUCGCAGCACUACCAAUUCCAUUCCAUACAGCUUUGGGAGAAAUUUGUUUGGAAAUAGAUUUAAAUAUGGUUAACUUGGUUAAGCAUGUUUGUCUUUCAGGAGAACAGUAUUAUGACAUUUGCUGAUAGUUUGAUAGACUUGUCAGAGAAUUAUUAUUUGGUUUGGUUAAAUCUGUGAAAGAAGAUGUAUUUGUUUAAGCAAUCAUGUGUUUUCAAUCUCCUUACAAUGACAUUGUUUUGUUGAAUAAAAUUGUAUCAGUUGUUAUUGAUAUACAUAAUUUUCUCUGCUUGGUCAAGCUGACUGAAUUCAUUACUGAUCUCACUGACAGAUUCUUUAGCUUACAAAUAGUUAUUUAUCAAAGGAACAUUCUUCUAUGAUAAUAAGUUCCAGUUGGGAUGGGUUACCCCUAACUCUAUCCUUAGCCCUUAGAUCCCCUUUGCAAUCUUUGGGUUAGGUACCCUUUUCGAUCAAACACCUCUUCAUGAUCCUUAGGAUUGGGGGCGCCCCUUGUCAAUAAAACACCCCUUUAGAACCUAGGGGUUAGUUUUGUGUAAGGAUAUAGGUUAUCUCUUUGGACAAUUUUAUCCAAUUUAAUUUGAGGAAAAUCCUAGCAAUUUUUAUCAAGUUUCAAGUUUCGCAGAGAAAAUGGCUUCUGCACAUGUGCUUAAAGGUGAACAGUCAGGUGCUGAUCACUUGGUAAGUGAGACCUAAGUACCGGUAUUUGUGAUAGCACCUGUGGUAUUAGAUUAACUCACUAACCUAGCUUAGCUUCAAGCUGGCAACAUGAGUUUGAUCCUCCACAUUGUGCUAUUUGAAAUCCGAAAGAAAGUGGGCCUUGUAAAGUUCAUAACUCCCUAGUUUUUUUCAGAUUUUUUUCAGACCAGUUUCAAGAAAAGGGUGUCUAAAAUUACCAAUGCAUUCAUAAAAAAUAUAUAAAAUUCCAGUACCAAUUUUAAUUAAAUGUAUUCUAAAAUGACCAAUCCUGUCAUAAAAAAUUAGAAAUACCAGUAGGACAGCUUGAAAAAACUAUGGUCUUCAUAUUUCACUGAACAACUGAAGGUUAAGAUUAUGAUUCACAUGAUAUAGAUUGAUCCUUCUGUCUCUUUGUUACCAAACAGAAAUUUCAUCACCUCAAAUUCCUUGAACUUAAAAUAUGGUUGUAACUUAAGGCCCUGUCAGUAUCCCACACAACCACACUUGGAUCCCGGGGUGGUGCCCAGCAACAUUAGCUUGGUGUAAGAGAUGACUUGGUUGAUAGCAUAUUUACAUUCAUGAUGUCAAUCACUGGAUUGUCUGGUACAGAUUGGAUUAUUUACAGGUCAUUCUCAUAUAUACUACUCAACAUUUGCUAAGGUUCACACCGUUGACUAAAGGUUACUGUUUUGGUCCAUGUCAGCUGUUGAGUUGUACAGUUGGAAAAUUGCUUAGUUAGGGAUUAAACAACAAACAGUAUCGACACUAUGGCUUGAUGUCAGAAUUCUGCUUGUCUCAAACUUGGUAGAACUUAGUGUAAUUUGGGGGCGGUCGGGUAGCCUAGUGGUUAAAGGGUUCGCUAGUCACGCCGAAGACCCGGUUUCGAUUCCCGACAUGGGUACAAUGUGUGAAGCCAAUUUCUGGUGUCCCCCGCCGUGAUGUUGCUGGAAUAUUGCUAAAAGCGGCGUAAAACCAUACUCACUCACUCACUAGUGUAACUUGGGUAGUUCUUAAUUUUCUCUGAAAAGUUGAAGUUGUUGAAUAACAGAUUAAUGGAAACCUGUAUGAAGCACUUGAAUCAGUUAAUGGAAUGCCAUCAUUUCUUAUGUUAGUUGAGCACAGUGGAUCACACAGACUAGUAAUCUUCUUUUGUUAUUUAUUGCUUGUGUAUGAUAGUGUCAGCUGCUGUAUUCGUGAUCUGAGUGCCCACCUUAUAUACUCCUGUUACAUACAGAUUUAUUUCACAUUUGGACAUGUUGAAGAUUUAUUGAGCUAAGAAACUUAUCACAGAUUUGUUAUGUAAUUAUAAGGGUUUAGAAUAAACUUGUGACAAUUAAAAAUGAAAUCCAUCGGUUAUCUAGUUUGGGCUUUCUUUGGGGUGAUUAACUGAAUUGUUUCAUAAGAGAAAAUCUUGGGCUUAACCCUAGUACACAUGGUGGUAAUAUCCAUUGUUGUGUCAAAGUAUUGACUAAUGCAACUGAAAUCAGAUUCCAAAGUGUUUUCUAAAUGAUGUUAUAAUAAUUUUAUUGAAACGUAAUUUGAUUUCUUGUGUUCAUGCUGGUCAGCUUGCAUAACAUUCCCAUUUAUCAGCAGCCAAGAGGCUUAAUGUGAUCAUGUAAUAUACAUAGUUAUUGGCUAAUGUUGCAAGUGCUUGUAUUAUGUAUGUGUAGUUUGCUUGAUAAAAGAUUUGACUAUA
Haliotis rufescens (red abalone) is the source of this 3656-nucleotide messenger RNA. RefSeq names its product protein phosphatase 1K, mitochondrial-like. The transcript is spliced from 4 exons. Bases 192 to 1340 code for a protein of 382 amino acids. Gene Ontology annotation, molecular function: cation binding; protein serine/threonine phosphatase activity. The record is from RefSeq and is a predicted model, not a curated record. NCBI's taxonomy places the organism in Eukaryota, Metazoa, Mollusca, Gastropoda, Lepetellida, Haliotidae. Gene Ontology annotation, biological process: protein dephosphorylation.